This is a messenger RNA of Fusarium oxysporum Fo47, 3239 nucleotides long. RefSeq names its product peptidase family M1-domain-containing protein. The transcript has a single exon. Gene Ontology annotation, biological process: peptide catabolic process; proteolysis. NCBI's taxonomy places the organism in Eukaryota, Fungi, Ascomycota, Sordariomycetes, Hypocreales, Nectriaceae. The record is from RefSeq and is a predicted model, not a curated record. Gene Ontology annotation, molecular function: peptide binding; zinc ion binding; metalloaminopeptidase activity. Bases 113 to 3151 code for a protein of 1012 amino acids. Gene Ontology annotation, cellular component: cytoplasm.
CCAGUCUGCACGAAAUCUUCCGAAUCACACUCAAUGUGUUUCUUCGAGGGCAAUUGCAACCCUGUUUCCAUUUUCAGGGUGCAAUGAGAUUAUUUUCGCUUUGCUGGUGACUAUGAAGAAUUCAUUGAUAUCUUCAAUGCGGCGGGCUCUUUGCCUGCCGUUCAGUGCUCCUACUCCUGCUCCCGCUGCUCCUCCAGGUCGUUCAGCGCUGACGAAGCCCGGAGGUUACGAUGCCGACCUGCCGAUGAUCCGUCGCACCUUCCAUUCAGGACCCCUCCCCCGCAUCAGCUCAAGAGCUAGAGCCUCAACUUACGGGUCAGCUCCUUCUAUAACAACACCAUAUCAACCUCUUCACCGCUCUCAAUUACAUUACUUUCUCUCCUCUACCUUUACCACAGCUUCUUCCUCUCGAUCGGUUCUCACUCAACCUCUCCACAACUCAAAAGUCUCUUCUCUCGUCCCUCGUCAGCAGCAGCGUAACUGCUCUUGUCGACGAGCCAUGUAUCGCAACGGAAACGAUGUCGCUAGCGCGAGUCUCGACAUUCGUCGUGGACGCGAAGUGCUUCCCAAAAAUGUCAAGCCUCUGCAUUACGAUCUCACCCUCGAGCCAAACUUCGAGACCUUCAAGUAUGAAGGUACCGUCAUCAUCGACUUCGAUGUCGUCGAAGAUUCAACCUCUAUUGCCCUGAACACGGUCGAAAUUGAUAUCCACGAGACACUUGUUGAAGCCAAUGGUGCCACUAUUAGCUCCUCGCCUACCCUCGAUUACAACAAGGACACCCAAACCACCACCGUUACCUUCGAUAAGACGAUUCCCGCUGGCCAAAAGGCGAGGUUAACUCAACGUUUCACCGGUACUCUCAACGAUGACAUGGCAGGUUUCUACAGGUCAUCAUACAAGGACGAAGAUGGCAACACCAAAUACCUUGCUACCACCCAGUUCGAGGCCACCGAUGCUCGCCGCGCAUUUCCUUGCCUGGACGAGCCAGCUCUGAAAGCGACAUUCACCGUAACACUCAUUGCUGACAAGGAUCUGGUAUGCUUGGGUAACAUGGAUGUCGCUUCUGAGAAAGAAGUCGACUCCAAGGUUACAGGCAAGAAGCGCAAGGCCAUUACUUAUAACAAGACUCCCAUCAUGUCUACCUACCUUCUGGCUUUCGUCAUUGGUGACCUCAAGCACUACGAGACCAACAACUUUCGAGUCCCUAUCCGAGUGUGGUGUACUCCCGAUCAAGACCUUGACCAUGCCGUCUUUUCCGCCGAGCUAGCUGCUCGAACACUCGAGUUCUACGAGCAGCAAUUUGGCAGCCAAUAUCCUCUUCCCAAGAUGGACAUGGUUGCUGUGCCUGACUUUGCUGCUGGAGCCAUGGAGAACUGGGGUCUCAUCACAUAUCGAGUCGUUGAUCUUCUAUUGGAUGAAAAGACCAGCAGCGCCGUCACCAAGAAGCGCGUGGCCGAGGUCGUUCAACAUGAACUGGCUCAUCAAUGGUUCGGCAACUUGGUCACAAUGGACUUCUGGGAUGGCCUGUGGCUCAAGGAAGGUUUUGCAACAUGGAUGUCUUGGUAUUCUUCUAACGCCUUCUACCCCGAGUGGAGGAUUUGGGAGGGUUAUGUUACUGAGGAUCUCCGAUCUGCUCUCGGUCUCGACUCUCUGCGCAGCUCUCACCCUAUUGAAGUGCCUGUCAAGCGUGCUGAUGAGGUCAACCAAAUCUUCGAUGCUAUCUCAUAUGAGAAGGGUUCUUGUGUCCUGCGCAUGAUCUCAAAAUACUUGGGCGAGGACGUCUUUCUGAAGGGUAUCCGAAUCUACCUCGAUAGACAUGCAUACAGCAACACUGAGACCACGGACCUUUGGGCCGCUCUCAGUGAGGCCAGUGGUAAGGAUGUUGAGCGCGUUGCUGACAUCUGGACCAAGAAGGUCGGUUACCCAGUCGUAGCAGUCACAGAAGACGAAGGCAAGGGCACAAUCCAUGUCAAGCAGAACCGGUUCCUUAGAACGGCCGAUGUCAAGCCUGAGGAGGAUGAAGUCCUUUACCCCGUCUUCCUCAACCUUCGAACUAAGGACGGUAUCCAGGAAGAUCUGGCACUCAACACACGUGAGGCCGACUUCAAGGUGCCUGACUUUGACUUCUACAAGAUCAACUCUGGCCAUUCUGGUAUCUACCGUACAUCUUAUACUAGCGAGCGACUUCAAAAGCUUGGUCAAAACGCCAAGGCAGGUCUCUUGGGUGUUGAAGAUAGGGCCGGAAUGAUUGCAGAUGCCGGUGCCCUUGCCGCUGCUGGUUACCAGAAGACAUCUGGCUUGCUGUCGCUCCUCCAAGAAUUUGACUCCGAAGACGAGUUCAUUGUCUGGGAUGAGAUCACUCUCCGUGUCGGAUCUCUCCGUGAUGCUUGGAUAUUUGAAGAUGAUAAUGUCAAUGAGGCUCUCAAGACUUUCCAGAGGGAUCUGGUCAGCAAGAAGGCUAACGAGAUCGGUUGGGAUAUUUCUGACAAGGAUGACUUCACUGCCCAAAGAAUGAAGGCCCUUAUGUUCGGCAAGGCCGCCAUUGUCGAGGACGAGCCUACCAAGAAGGCCGCUUUCGACUUGUUCGAGAAGUUCAUCAAUGGUGAUCGAGAUGCCGUACAGCCCAACUUGCGACCUAGUGUUUUCGCUGUUGUGGUUACAUAUGGAGGCGAGAAGGAGUAUAAUGAUAUUUUGAAAGAAUAUGAGACUGCCAAGCAAAGCAGUGAGCGAAACACUGCUCUCCGGUCACUUGGUUUUGCAAAGGAUGCUGCUCUUAUCAAGCGAACUCUGGAGUACACUCUGAGCGAUAAUGUCAAGACCCAGGAUAUCUAUAUGCCUCUCAGCGGUCUCCGCGCUCACAAGGAGGGUAUCUUGGCUCUUUGGGGAUGGGUCAAGGACAACUGGGACGUUCUCACCAAGCGACUCCCACCUGGCAUGUCACUCCUUGGCGAUAUGGUCGCCAUUUCUACAAGCUCUCUCACACAGAAGGACCAGAUUUCCGAUGUGAAGACUUUCUUUGAGCAGAAGGGCACCAAGGGAUUCGACCUUGAGCUGGCCCAAAGUCUUGAUUCUAUGACCGCCAAGCAAAACUGGCUCGCAAGGGAUAAGGAGGAUGUCAAGGAGUGGCUACGCAAGAAUAAAUACCUGUAAAUUAGUUGCAUAAAGAAUGAGACAAGAUGCUCAAGCAUGGUUGUACCUGCAUGAAUGAGCAAGUUCAAAUAAGUAACCAUCUUUACGA